Messenger RNA from Fusarium mangiferae, 1179 nucleotides. RefSeq lists its product as uncharacterized. Gene Ontology annotation, molecular function: oxidoreductase activity. The record is from RefSeq and is a predicted model, not a curated record. The transcript is spliced from 4 exons. Bases 1 to 1179 code for a protein of 392 amino acids. NCBI's taxonomy places the organism in Eukaryota, Fungi, Ascomycota, Sordariomycetes, Hypocreales, Nectriaceae.
AUGCGAAAGUGGUAUACUAUGCACUUCUUUGGAAUACUCAAUAUUUUCUUCGGCGUCUUGUCGCUCACUGCGGCCUCAUCCGCCGAGAACUCUACUAGUGAUCUUGUGCUGGACCUUAACACUCAGGCGAUAUCUGCACUGAAGGAUGUUGAGGCACAACUCCAUAGACGAUCCGGCCCCAAGAAGUGCACAAUUUUCAAUGCCUUCAUACGCCGUGAUUGGAGAGCCCUUUCCAAGAGAGAGAGACGCGCUUUCAUUGACGCUGUGUUGUGCCUCCGCAAGAAACCCUCCAAGGCUGAUCCGGCUUUUGCACCUGGUGCCCGCACAAGAUACGAUGAUUUUGUAGCUGUCCACAUCAACCAGACUCUGAGCAUCCACGGAACAGGCAAUUUCUUCACCUGGCAUCGAUAUUUUACUUGGGCCUUUGAACAGGCUCUCCGAAAUGAGUGCGGAUACAAGGGCACUCAGCCAUACUGGAAUUGGUUCGAGACUGGCGACUUUGCCAACAAUCCUAUCUUUGACGGUUCCGAGACCAGUAUGAGCGGCGAUGGCAAGUACGUCCGGCACGACGGUACUCUUUCCGGCAUGCAGAACAUCUUCAUUCCCAGCGGUAACGGUGGCGGCUGUCUCAAGGAUGGUCCCUUCCUUGGCGCUGUCGCCAACCUCGGUCCCCCUUCUCCUGGUAUGGAUGGAAUGGAAGCCACCUCGACUCCUCUUGGAUACAACCCCCGCUGUCUCCGUCGCGAUCUAAGCCACUACGCCAUUGAUCAGUGGAUGACUCUGCCCAACCUAUGGAACAUUACCCUCGGCAAAGCUUCGCAGAGCAUCAAGUCCAUGCAGGACGAGUUUCAGGGCCGAUUUGCUGAUGAAUUCUUGGGUAUCCACGCCGCCGGUCAUUUUGUCAUGGGCGGCGACUCAUCCGAUCUCUUUUCCUCACCAAAUGAUCCUAUCUUCUUCCUCCACCACUCCAUGGUCGACCGCAUCUACUGGAUCUGGCAGGCUCUCCACCCCAAGCAGUCUCAAGACAUUGCUGGUACUAUCACUAUCCUGAACCAGCCUCCCAGUAGAGACGCCGUCAAAUCUGAUCCCCUCAACAUGGGAGUUAAUGCCGACGAGAUCACCAUCGAUGACGCACUAGAUACCCUUGGAGGCUCUCCCUUCUGUUACUUCUAUCUGUAG